GGCAGCAGGCCCCCGCCGCGGCCCCAAGCCGCCUGUGCGGCGGGCGUUGCCAUGGUGCGUGGGCCCGGCGGAGGCGUGCCCCGGAGGAGGCAGAAUGGAGGUCCUGGAGGAGAAGGAGGAAGAGGAGCAAACAGAAGGAGAAGAGCUGAAAGCUUUGGAGAUAAGUGAUAACCUCCAGGAUGUGGAGAUGAAGGUGUCUGUGGAGCAAGUCAGCGUCCCAAGUGAUGUACCUGAUUUUGACUGGAGCUCCAUUGACACAUCCCAGUUACCGUCCUCGUACAAGACAAAUUCCCCGAAGGAAAAGAAGCUGCUGCACAUUGCUGACCAUUUCUUCCAGCAGUACACUCACCUCUGCCCCGACCGCAAGCUGCUCUUCCUCCACCCAGUCAACGAGUGUGGCGUGGAGAAGUUUGUGAGCACAACGGUAAGGCCAACACUGCUGCCUUAUACAGAGCUGUACCACUGGGAUGGCUGUGCCAGCUUUGUCUCCGAUUACCUCACCAUGGAGCCCCUCAAGUCUCCUAUCACACCGCCUAGUUCGCUCUAUUCCCCAACCACCAUCCUGAAAUACCAGAAAGGGAACUGCUUUGACUUCAGCGUGCUGCUGUGCUCCAUGCUAAUCGGGGCUGGGUAUGAUGCCUACUGUGUGCACGGGUAUGCCACCCACGAGAUAUGCAGCCUGGAUGAGACUCUGAAGCUGUGCCCACUGCUCAGGAAGCCACAGGAGGUACCAAAGGAGGGGAUGAAGAAGAAGUCCAACAAGUAUAGAGUUAAGCCCCCACCAGACCUGCAGAGCAAGUUUGAACUUCAGCAGGAGGCCAAGAAGGCAGCAGAAACUGAAGCUGCUCAAAAGAACAAGGAAAGAGAAGAGGAGAAGGUCACGGAAGUGGAAAAGCCCAAGCGUGACCCUUUGUAUGGCUUACGGGUGCAUGCAUGGGUUUUGGUUCUGUCUGGGAAGAGGGAGGUUCCUGAGACCUUCUUCAUCAACCCCUUCACGGGAAACAGCCACAGCACCAUGGAUGAGCACUUCCUUGGGAUUGAGAGUGUCUGGAACCACAGGAACUACUGGGUGAACAUGCAGGACUGCUGGAACGGCUGCAAGGAUCUCGUCUUUGACUUGGGUGACGCUAUCCGCUGGGAAAUUAUGCUUUCAAGAAGCAACAAGCCUCUUCAGCUGCUCUCAGAUGCUGAGGAGGAAAAGGAAUUAUCUGACAGGGACACAGAUGACAUGCAGGAAAAGGAGGAAGAAGACAUGAGUUUUGACAUGCCACCAUCGUGGGUAGCCCCAAUUCAGAUAUCUCCCAGAGAGUUUGAGACCCGCUGUUCCCAGGGGAGGAAGGUGAUCCUGUACAAGAAAGCAAAACUGGAGAAAUGGGCACCGUACCUGAAUGGAAAUGGGCUGGUGAAACGCCUCACUGUCUAUGCAGACUUAGACUGUGCUGAAGUAGUGGAGGUGAGGGAGUGGUUCAAAAACCGAGAAGACAUGUUGGAUAUGAGAGAAGUGAAUAAACAGACACAGCUGACCACAGAAUACUUCAGCCCAGGACACCUCCUCGGUCUUAAAGCUCACACCUAUACGUCACUGGAACCAGAGACUGAACAUACAAUGGAGUUUUACAACGAGGCGCGAGUCGAUGGCCUCCAGAAACGUGUUGAAAAUUAUAAUGAGAUGACGGAGUACUUUGUGGGGCGGGAUGACUUCCUGCAUGUUCGGCACAUGGAGUUUGGCAAAAGUGGAAAGAAAAUACACUUGGCUAGCACUAGAACUGACAUUAACUCCCGGCCUAUAGUGCAAAUCAAGGAGUGUUUUCACAGAAACCUAGAAAAGCCUGCUGAUGAAGAUGUAGCAGAACGUAUCUUUCUGAUCACAGAGGAGACAAUCCAUCUGACAUACCAUCUCAAGGAUAAAUACAUUACUGCCUCAAAGAAGGAUUUCUUCAAAGCAGCAGACAGGGAUAGGAAAGGAAAUGAAAUCGUCAUGACCCCAGAAAUGUGCAUCACAUACCAGGCGGGGUCCUCUGAAAAAGACAAGAAGCUGCUCCAUCUGUACAAAGCGUUGCAGCAGCUAACAGAGGAAGAGAAACAGCUGAAGCAACAAGUCCGGCAAUCUGAAGCAGAGGUGUUAAAUAUUUUGAAGAUCCGUGAGAAUGAAGAAACUGCUGUUAAAUUGACAGUUUCAAUUUAUAAUACAGAGAGGAAUGAAAAGAGAAGACAACAGUUUGAAGUCAUGAAGAACACAAUGGAGGCUGAGCUUCUGGGACAAGAGGAACAGGAUCUGGAUUACUUGGCACCUUUCCUUAUUCAAAUUGGCCACAGAAAGAAAAUGACCAAGGGGCAGGCCCUGCGUGUCAGAGAUGACUGCCUGACUGAUUUGAAGCAUAGUCUCAUUGAUAAAGCUAACAUCAUCCAGGCUCGCUUUGAAAAGGCAGUGGAAGAGCUGCAGAAGAAGGACCAGUGGUUUCAGGAAAAUCACAAUCAGCUCAGCGCAGAGGAGGAGGAUGACUUCCUCACCUGUUGCUCUGAAAUUGCGUUUCGUAUCCACAUUCUAGCGCUGAGACUCAACAGGGAAAAGCAGAGAGCGCCGCAGAAAUACCUUGCUCUUGAAGAGAAACUGCGCAAGGAUCCUCGCCUAGCUGAGUACCUUGGACAUGCCUGAUUUCUUUAUUCCUUUGCACCAGACACUGGAAAUCGGUGCUGAAGCCUGUUAGAAGCAGCCUGAAAAAAACAUGGAAAGGUUUUCCUACUUGCCUGCAGUAAAUCUUUCAUUAUCAUCAGAUUCAUGGAGAUUUUAAUGAACUUGUAGCAUUCCACUCUCUCUUUCUUUUCCCUCUUUUGUUUUAAGGCCCAUCUACAAUUACAUCAAUUGUCCUCUUACGCAAUUUAGUCACGUUUAAGACUGAAGUCUGAAUGAGACCUUAGCUUUAAGGUCUGCUUCUGAAGUUGCUACAAAUUAUGCAUGCUGUAUUGCAGGGCUUUUCUUCCCCAAACCUGCUCCCUAGCUGACAUCAGGAGCAGGAUUAUUUGGGAAUACUGGUUCUUUUCCAACAUAAUAAUAUUUUAACGAAUUUGUAAUUUAGUUUUAUAAGUAGCACAAGCAAAGCUUUUGAACUUGUGAGUUCACAACAAAUACAAGAAUUCUUUGACCUCAUAUAGAGCUCUCUAUUAACUACAAAACCCAGCAAAGACUAAUACUCAAGUUGACAAACUUUGGAUUUUAACAUCUUUAUUUUUCUCUUUGAAUGUCUCCACUCACUAUUCACAAAUAUUGGCGGACAGGGUAAAAAGUCAAGAGGAAUCCAAAAAGCAUUCCAAAUCCAAGAAAUUUUAGGUAAUCAAGUGUUUUGGUUAGUAAGUAUUCCCUGAGAUCCGCAAAUGGAAGUCAGCAUGUGUGUGCCAUGUAUUGGUAUUUAUGCAAGUCCCUGAACCAGCUAGGAAACAAUUUCUGAUGUCACCUAUAGUACAUUAGGCACUGUGGAUACUUACAGUGGUUCUCCCUACAGUGCCCAACAGCUACAGUCUUCAUGGAACAAGUCUAAUGAUCACUCUCAACGAAGACUAUACUGAUUGCACCUGGGGAAAGGCAGAAAUGUAUUUUGCUGUGAUAGAGCAGAAUAAGGGACAUUACAUCUGAAAUACAGCAUGAACCAGAGCAAAUUAAACUUGUUUUAUGGUAGCUGUCUACUUUAAAUGCAAUAGAUGCACUAAUGGGCUUUUGCAGAGAAAUGCCCCCCCAACUGUCUAUUUUAUUGCAACAAAGCUAUUUUCUCUUGCGUUGUUUCUGUUACAUACCAUUAGCUUAUUAUGCCUAAUCUGAAUAUCCUAGGUUUUUAAAAUAUACUAAAUUACCCUUA
Molecule: messenger RNA, 3851 nt
Organism: Harpia harpyja (harpy eagle)
Lineage: Eukaryota; Metazoa; Chordata; Aves; Accipitriformes; Accipitridae
Gene: DRC7
Product: dynein regulatory complex subunit 7
Exons: 18
Coding region: 95-2656 (853 amino acids)
Biological process (GO): flagellated sperm motility
Cellular component (GO): motile cilium
Source: RefSeq, a predicted model, not a curated record